Molecule: messenger RNA, 3233 nt
Organism: Rhipicephalus sanguineus (brown dog tick)
Lineage: Eukaryota; Metazoa; Arthropoda; Arachnida; Ixodida; Ixodidae
Product: protein argonaute-4
Exons: 5
Coding region: 580-3174 (864 amino acids)
Molecular function (GO): protein binding; RNA binding
Source: RefSeq, a predicted model, not a curated record
GGACAGAUGUUGCCGAUGUGCUCUUGGCGCUCACGACCUCUUGGUCGCAGCCCGUUAUCGACGGGCAAGUCACGGUAGGAGGGUGCCCGAGCGACUUCUUAGAGUGCGGCCGGUUUCUGGCCCAUACUGAAGCCUACGUAAGCGUAGCGACGGGUUAGACCCCCCUUCUGAAGCGCGUCGCGAUAGCGUUAGCAACGUCGACUUUGUAAACAAGAGAGCGGCGUCGUUACGGCGAGUGUCGGCGGCGUACAUCAUGCAGCGGGGCGGAAAACGUGGUCGAGGCGGUCCGGGCCGGGGCCCAGCCCGGGGAAGAGGACGUGGGCGAGAUGACGAGAAUCGGGACACAUCGUUCGCUCAGGCAAUGCAGCAAAGACAGGCCGAGGAGCAACAAAGACAGGCCGAGGAGCAACAAAGACGGGCCGAAGAGCAACAACGGCUGUCACAGCAGCAGCAACAACAAAGGCACAACGUGGUGGUGGUGCCCAGAGGGGACGUGGAAAGCAAGCGCCGGCUGCUGCCGCUGCAGCUCGCGAAGUGGCAGAACCAGCGGGUGCUGUGGCUGCUGGUGAGCCCCUCGACAUGGGUGCUGUAAAGAAGGCAUUGCCCCCCGAGACCGCUGUCGUUCAAAGGCGAACACCAUUCCCACAACGCCCGGAACACGGCAACUUGGGCAGGCGAAUAGACCUGUUUGCAAAUCACUUCGAGAUCUCACUGCCACACGGGGCGGUCUACCACUACGAUGUGACAAUUAUCUCUCCUUCCAAGAAGGAAGAGGAAAAGGCACCCGACCAAAAGAAGCUUCGCUGCCUCAGCACGCGCAUUAAUCGGCUAGUCAUACAGAACCUUGUCGCAAAGUACAGGGGAGAGCUGGACCAGUGUCUUCCAGCCUUUGAUGGGCGGAAGAACCUCUACACGCGCAAAGAGCUGCCUUUCAGAAACCGCAUGUUCAUGGUCCCUUUCCAGGAAGGUGACCGCGAGCAACAGUUUGCAGUCACGAUUCAGUACGCAGCCACAGUGAACCUGGAUGCGCUGCACCAAGUCUACGAGAGGAGAGUGCGCGUUGUGCCUCAAGAGGUGAUACAAGCGCUCGACAUAAUCAUGAGGCACGGACCGUGUGUGACUCUCACACCAGUGGGACGGUCCAUCUUCAUGCCGCCGAGGCCGGACGACAACAGCUCGCUCGGCGGUGGCCACGAGGUGUGGUUUGGCUAUUACACUAGCGUUCGGCCCGCUCAGUGGAAGCCCAUGCUGAAUGUCGACCGCUCUGCCACGGCAUUUUACGAGGCCAUCCCGGUGGUGGAGUUCAUGUCCAAGCUGCUCUCAGAGGCUCCGGAAUCCCUCAGGAAACUCUCCGCGUCGCAAUGCACAAAGCUCUCAAAAGAACUAAAGGAUCUGAAAGUGCGCGUUCUGCACUUGACCUAUCCUCGCAAGUACAAAGUUGCAAAGGUGACGCAGCUCUCGGCGCAGGAGCUGAAGUUCGAACUGGACGGUGGCGUGAAAACGACCGUGGCAGAGUACUUCCGCCAGAAGUACCCGAAGUACAUGCGCUUCCCGCACUUGCCCUGCAUCCAGGCUGGCACGCCGGCCCGUCCAGUCUACCUGCCGCUUGAGGCCUGCCACAUUGUGGAAGCGCAGCCGUACCGAAAGAAACUCAGCGAGACCAUGACUUCGGAGAUGAUAAAGCGCACUGCACAACCGCCAGUGCAGAGAUUCAGAUCCAUCCAGCACUCUGUGAACGACCUGGUCAACAAGAGCCAGCCGUACUUGGACGAAUUUGGCAUUACGGUUAACACCAAGCCUACAAGGCUUCAGGGGAGGGUGCUGAACCCACCAUCCCUCGUGUUUGGAGGCCAGCAGACGCUGCAACCUAAGGAUGGCGUGUGGGACCUGCGUAACAGUAGGCUUCUAUCUGCCAUGCCCAUUGACAAGUGGGCCCUGCUGGGUGUCAACUGCCGCCUAGAUAAGCAGGCAGUCGGUAACAUGGUGCGCAUGUUCAAGGACGUUGGCGGCAAACUCGGCAUGGCAGUCAAGGACCCCCUCGAAGUGAACAGCGUUUACACGGACCGGGCGCCCAUUGUGAAAGUAUUAGAAGACCUCAAAAAAAGGCUAGGCGUAGACCUAGUCGUCGUCGUGCUUGGACGCCAGGCGUCCUACGCGGACAUUAAGGAGGCGGCAGAGGUGAAGUUGGGAAUUCGCACGCAGUGCAUCAAGGAGCUGAACAUGACGCGCAAGUGCACUGCUCCGCUCAUCACCAACCUCUGCCUCAAGAUCAAUGCCAAACUCGGUGGCACCAACAACGGCCUUCUCGCCGCAGAAAAGCCAGAGAUUUUCAAGCAGCCGGUCAUCAUCAUAGGGGCUGACGUGACACACCCGGCACCAGGCGAUAGGGUCAAGCCAUCCAUUGCUGCCUGUGUCGGGAGCAUGGACCCAAUCCCAGCACGAUACAGGGCCUCGAUUCGAGUGCAGAUCCAAAUGGAAGAAGCUGUUGCUCGUGUUGAGAUUAUUGAAGACUUGAAGGAAAUGGUCAAGGACCUGCUCAAGGCUUUCUACCACGAGACUCGGCAAAAGCCCCUGCGCAUCAUCUUCUAUCGGGACGGGGUCAGCGAAGGCCAGUUUGCCGCCGUGCGCGAUGAGGAGCUGUCCGCCAUCCGGAAAGCCUGCCUGGAGCUCAGCCCUGACGGCUCGUACAAGCCUCCUGUCACGUUCAUUGUUGUGCAGAAGCGCCACCACACCCGUUUCAUGCCAGCAAACGAGUACGAGGGCGUCGGCCGUGCGAAAAACAUUCCUCCGGGCACCACCGUGGACACAGUGGUCACUCACCCCGUGGACUUCGACUUCUUUCUCUGCAGCCACGCUGGCAUACAGGGCACGAGCAAGCCCGCACAUUACUAUGUCGUCCACGACGAUGCUAAUUUUACUUCGAACGACCUCCAGAAGUUGAGCUACUACUUGUGCCACACGUACGCUCGUUGCGCUCGCAGCGUGAGCAUUCCGGCACCUGUCUACUACGCUCACCUGGCCGCGUUCCGUGCUAAAGAGCACAUUGCUAGUGCCUGCAACAUCUCGAGUGCAAGCAGCGUUAGCUCCAGUGGAUCUGACACCCUCUCUACCGAACAGUACGUGAGCGCGGUCAAAGUAACAGAAGCCAUGCAGAGAAACAUGUACUUCGUGUAAAUUCUCUGUAAACGGAGAGCUGCUUUUAUGUGACGUUUUAAUGCUCAAUAAAUGGUCUU